AUCACCAAAAUUCGAAACAAAAUUUAAAUCGAAGAAGCAAAUCACAAAUAUAAAAAAAUGUCAGGAGUUUACGACAAUCAAGCUGAUAUCUACUUAGACGCACGUCCUACUUAUCCCGCCGAUUGGUACUCCAAGCUCGCCGCUCGCUCCCACCGUCACAAUCUCGCUUGGGAUGCCGGAACCGGAAACGGCCAAGCCGCCAUCGGCAUCGCGGAACACUACGAAAGAGUCGUCGCGACGGACGUAAGCGAGACGAUGUUAAAACUCGGAAAACCGCAUCCGAAAGUAACGUACCACCACACGCCGCCGUCGAUGACGGAAGACGAGAUGGUGAAUCUGAUCGGAGGAGGAGAGAACUCCGUUGAUCUGAUAACUGUAGCUACCGCCGUACACUGGUUCGAUCUCCCGAGAUUCUACGCGAUUGCGAAUCGUCUUCUCCGUAAACCAGGAGGAAUUAUCGCCGUGUGGAGCUACAACACUGACAUGGUGGUGAGUCCCGAGUUCGACUCGGUGAUGACUCGGUUUAACGCUGAAACGAUGCCGUAUUGUAAAUUCCCAGAAAGUCAGUACUUUUUGGACGGAUAUAAAACGUUGCCGUUUCCGUUUGAGAGUGUGGGUUUGGGCUCUGAGGGAAAGCCCAUUGAGUUGGAGAAUGAAACAGUGUCGUUUGAAGGAUUCUUGCGGAUGUUGAGAUCAUGGUCUGCCGUUGGUGCUGCUAAGGAGAAAGGAGUCGACUUGUUGUCCGAUAAUGUAGUGAAAGAGCUUGAGACGGCUUGGGGUGGUUAUGAGCUGGUUCGAACCAUUGUUUACAAGACGUUUAUGCUCGCGGGAACCGUUCGUUAGAAACUAGCUUCUUCUUAAAUUGGUAACCAACUAGUUGAAACUUGAUAUCUUAAUGGUAUUUGAAACCUCA
Arabidopsis lyrata subsp. lyrata is the source of this 913-nucleotide messenger RNA. Its product is annotated as putative methyltransferase DDB_G0268948. NCBI's taxonomy places the organism in Eukaryota, Viridiplantae, Streptophyta, Magnoliopsida, Brassicales, Brassicaceae. Gene Ontology annotation, molecular function: S-adenosylmethionine-dependent methyltransferase activity. The record is from RefSeq and is a predicted model, not a curated record.